AGCCCAAGGCUCUCAGUUUACCCCGCUACUCCUGAAUCUUGUAUAACAUGAUUCGCUCGUCUGUCUUGAGUCAUGCACUCAAAGCUGCGCCAAAGACGAUUUCGCAGCCCAUCAAUCUGUACGACAUCCCUUGCAAAAUACAAGAAACGUCUUGGUCUCCUAAUACCGCAAAAGCGAGGUAUUGUCUGAGAUACAAAGGCCUGCCUUUCAAGACUACAUGGGUAGAGUAUCCUGAUAUUGAGGCCCAGCUCAGAGGCAUUGGUGCCAGACCCACGGGCAUCAAUAAGGAUGGAAGUGGGCUCUACACCCUCCCUGUCAUUGAGGAUCCCUCUACGAGAGCAGUGAUCUCAGAUUCGUUUGCCAUUGCUGAGUACCUUGAUGAGAACUAUCCCUCAGCAGCAGCUCUGUUCCCAGGAGACACCAAAGCUCUCAUCAAGGCAUUCGACUCAGCGUCUAUGAACCUCAUCUCCUUCACAACCAAGAUGAUGUCCGUUAAGGCAUCGGGGAUAUUGAAUCCUGUCAGCGCUAUGCACUAUGUACGUACACGAGAGCAUAGGCAUGGAUUGAAGUGGAAGGAUUUUUUGCCAGCUGGACAGGAGAGAAGAGAGAUAUGGAAUGAUCUCGAAACGUCUUUUGGAGUAUUAGAUCAUUGGUACGCAAAGAGUACAGGAAAGUGGAUUCUAGGUGAUACAGUCUCGUAUGCGGAUAUAUUGACAGCUUCGCGGAUCAACUGGUUCAGGGUUCUCUUGGAGCAAGAGCAAUGGACGGAGAUGAGUUCGUGGCACGGAGGGCGCUGGAAGGCUAUCCUUGAGGAAUUUGAAGAGCUAUAAAGAGAGAAGGAAAUCGCCAUAAAACUCCACUCCUCGAUGUACACGGUGUGGUAUAACCAGUGUUAGUACAGAUUGUACGUACGAUGUACGGACUUUCAGGCUGAUCGAAGAAGUGAAAUGGAUCCUUCUGGGCAACAUCCUGAGAUCCGCCGGGACCGAAUAAUCUAUGUAUAAAAGGAUUGAACACGGCCUCUCAUGACUUCUUCUGCAAACCACUAUGUUAUCCUCGCUCCUGAAAACGCUGGGUUUGUUAUCCGCGUUAGCUAUUGCUAGUGCAACUGAGCAGGCUCAGAUACCACUCUUACAAUCUCACGCGGCGCACUACAAUGGGGCACCGUCCACGCCAACGAAACACACGAGCGCUUCUUCCGAUAGCCCC
Molecule: messenger RNA, 1209 nt
Organism: Serpula lacrymans var. lacrymans S7.9
Lineage: Eukaryota; Fungi; Basidiomycota; Agaricomycetes; Boletales; Serpulaceae
Exons: 4
Coding region: 48-830 (260 amino acids)
Biological process (GO): glutathione metabolic process; L-phenylalanine catabolic process
Molecular function (GO): maleylacetoacetate isomerase activity; glutathione transferase activity
Source: RefSeq, a predicted model, not a curated record